This is a messenger RNA of Entelurus aequoreus (snake pipefish), 569 nucleotides long. RefSeq names its product dynein, light chain, roadblock-type 1 (gene dynlrb1). The transcript is spliced from 4 exons. The record is from RefSeq and is a predicted model, not a curated record. Lineage: Eukaryota; Metazoa; Chordata; Actinopteri; Syngnathiformes; Syngnathidae. The coding region runs from base 135 to 425 and encodes 96 amino acids. Gene Ontology annotation, biological process: microtubule-based movement. Gene Ontology annotation, molecular function: dynein intermediate chain binding. Gene Ontology annotation, cellular component: cytoplasmic dynein complex; cytoplasm; centrosome.
UCUAUGUACUGGACGCUAAGGGGAGACGUUGCUUGGCAACCACAACAUACAGUAGAAGAAGUCCAAACCGGAAGUAGCUUCCCGUUUGGCUCGUUGUCUUAUUUUACGCGUCAAUCUUCCUACCCAGAUAAAAAAUGGCUGAAGUAGAGGAGACUCUGAAGAGAAUUCUAGGCCAAAAAGGAGUUCAGGGACUCAUUAUCGUCAAUUCUGAUGGAAUCCCUAUCAGGUCAACGCUGGACAACACAAGCACGGUGCACUACGCUGGUCUCAUCCACCAGCUGGUGAUGAAGGCCAGAAGUACCAUCCGUGACAUUGACCCCCUCAACGACCUCACCUUCCUGCGCCUGCGCUCCAAGAAAAACGAGAUCAUGAUUGCACCAGACAAGGACUACUUCAUGAUCGUCAUCCAGAAUCCUUCAGACUGAAGCGGAAGGAAAAGCUUUUUCCAUUUUGCUUCCAUUUUAUUCUGCUCAACAACAUGCAAAUAUUUAUCAGAUUUUUGCUUUUUUUUUUUGCUGUCAUUUGCGCUUGUAACAAAUCACAUGUUGAAUAAAUAAUUAUCACAAUGA